Messenger RNA from Necator americanus (New World hookworm), 678 nucleotides. RefSeq lists its product as uncharacterized. The coding region runs from base 1 to 678 and encodes 225 amino acids. Lineage: Eukaryota; Metazoa; Nematoda; Chromadorea; Rhabditida; Ancylostomatidae. The record is from RefSeq and is a predicted model, not a curated record. The transcript has a single exon.
AUGAAAUCACUAUCCUGGGAAGAAAGGGGCAUACGUGUUGAUGGAAGAUUUCUUUCGAACCUUCGUUUUGCGGACGACAUCGUUCUCUUUUCGAGCAGUACCAAUGAAGCAGAAACGAUGGUCAACGAAUUGAACGAAGCAGGAAAGAGAAUAGGACUGCGAAUAAACAGAAAGAAGACACAGUUCAUGAAGAACGCCUACUGCGAGGACGGAGGAGUACAACUUGAAGGCUCCCACAUCGUGAAAACUUCGUCAUACGUAUACCUCGGGCGUUCUAUGAACAUGGAAAACGACUUAAAGGAAGAACUGAAUAGAAGAAUGAGAGCAGCAUGGGCAGCAUUCGCAACCGUCAGGGAAGCUACGGACCAACUGACGGACCAAGAUCUUCGUGCCCAUCUGUUCGACUCGACAGUUCUUCCAGCGCCCUGUUACGCAGCGGAGACGUGGGCAGACACCGCUGCCAUGUCUAGGAAGCUACUUACUACCCACAGAGCCCUUGCGAGAUGUCUUCUGAACUUUAACCGGCGCACACAACAUCUAGCCGGUCUUCACAGCUCCGACUUAAGAGGAAUGUCCCGUCUUCGCGACCCAGCGGAAUAUGUAUCGAAAGCAAAACAUAGAUGGGCCGUUCACAUCAUGAGAAAAGAAUCGACGAUAGAUGGACUAAAAGAACGUUAG